CCAAGCCGGACCCCGGCAUCCCUGGCUGGAAUGUGGUGAGAGCGAGGGGAGCGGGGUUUGUGUAGGCCGCGGCCCGAGCCUGGAGCUCUCAUGGAUAGAGCUGCCUGGAGGAUGCACAGGCUCAACCGUUAUGGGUCUUUUCUGAAGCAUGAACAUUGAAGACAAACUAGAAGUCAUAUUUCUUAAAUGCAGCAGCACAAGCGAUAUGCUGUCUUCCAGGUGCCUGGCAGGGAUGGAUGGAGCUGACCAGCCCUGCCCAACAGUGUCUACAGCAGACACUGCCUUAGUGGAAAGGGUUUUACACCAUCAGAAUAUCCUUGGAAGUCAGGGGGUCUUGCAGGGACGAGAGGAGAUGAUGUCACAGCAUGACCUGAUGGUGCAAGAAGAAACCGUGAAAAAUGAUGAAGAGGAGAUGGACUCUCAGGAAAGGCUACUGCCACAGGCACUACAGUAUACACAGGUUCAUGUUAAGCAAGAAAUCAAAUUCACAGAGGAUGCAGUUCCCCAGAUAUCAGAAAACAGGCAGCUGCAGGAGCCGGGUGAUUUACAAAAGAAGAAGAAAAGAAAACAGCGCUCACCAGCCAAAAUCCUCACCAUCAAUGAGGAUGGCUCACUGGGCUUGAAGAUCCCCAAAUGCCAUGUUUGUGAGCAUUGCAACGCUGCAUUCAGAACCAACUACCACCUUCAGAGACAUGUCUUCAUUCACACAGGUGAGAAACCCUUUCAGUGCAGUCAGUGUGACAUGCGCUUCAUUCAGAAGUAUCUUCUACAGAGACAUGAAAAGAUCCACACGGGUGAAAAGCCAUUUCACUGUGAUGAAUGUGGGAUGCGUUUCAUACAGAAAUACCAUAUGGAAAGACACAAGAGAACCCACAGCGGAGAGAAACCAUACCAGUGUGAAUACUGUUUGCAGUAUUUCUCAAGGACAGACCGAGUACUGAAACACAAGCGCAUGUGCCAUGAGAACAGAGAGAGAAAGCCUGGAAAGUGCACCAGCAAAACAGGCCUUUUCCCUUGUGAGGGUGAUACUGGUUUCUCACCCACCCCCAAAGAAGGAUCGCUGCCAAAAAAGAAGAAACCAGAAAAGGGAAAAACCUUGGGAACAUGUAAUAAGGAAAGUUCUCUGGAUAAACCAGAGCAGAAAAAGAAAAAUGAUUAUCUCCCACUCUACCCUGACAGUACCAAAGUGAAAGAUGAGUAUAUGGUUGCAGAGUAUGCUGUAGAAAUGCCGCAUUCGUCUGUUGGCGAUAUACACUUACAGGAAGCAGUAUCAGGAGAGGUAAAUCCACCAAAACUGCUGCUUAAAAAGGUGAGCAGCAAAAAGAGUCUCAAGCAGGCACUAGAGCAGAGCCAGAGCCUGUCCCCACUCUCUGCAUUUGAUGAUAGCAAGGUUGCAAAAUAUACAUUUGAGCUAGUGGAUAAACAGGUGCUGCUAGACUCAGGAAGCAACUCUGAUGUGGAGCAUGGGGACCCUCUGCAAGAUGCAGCCAUCAAACAGCACAACAGCAGUGUCAGCUAUGAGGAAGCCAUGCAAUUCUCCAAGAAGAAAAGGUACUUGCAGGCAGCCAACAGCAACAGCAGGGAAUAUGCACUUAAUGUGGGAAACUUGGCAUCUCAGCCAUCUGCCACACAGGCUGCUGUAGCCAGUGUUAUGGAUGAGAGCAGCACUGCAGCGUUGAUAGAUGCCCAGGCCUUGAGUGUGGACCUCAAAGCAAACCAUGACAAGAAUGUGAUCCCAGAUGAGGUACUACAGACAUUGUUAGAUCAUUACACACAAAAGACUAAUGGUCAGCACGAGAUUUCCUUUAGCGUGGGAGACACAGAGGUGACCUCCACCAUAUCUAUCAACUCCUCAGAGGUUGGGGAGACUAGCCAGCCUGAAACUCUAGGGGUCACCUCUCAGGUGCCAUCGUCAGACAAGGCCAGCAUGCUGCAGGAAUACUCUAAGUUCCUUCAACAGGCUCUGGACCGGACUAGCCAAAAUGAUGCCUAUUUGAACAACACAAGCCUUAACUUUGUUACAGACAGCCAGGCUCUUGUCAGCCCAUCUGCUUUCCCUUCCCUGGACAAGCAUGUUUAUGCAACACUGCCCCUUAGCAGUUUUCGGCCAGGCCUAGCAGCUCCACUUAGAGUGACCCCUGAUAAGUCUCACUUUGGGCUAAUAGUGACGGACUCCCAGCACACUUUCAGUUUUGCUACAGAUGAUGUCAGUCAUACUGCUCCUGCUCCUUCAUCCUCCUCAGCCCAAGACUUUUUAGAUCAGGUAACAGGUCAAAAGAAGACAGACACACAACCUGUUCAUCAGGCAUACCAACUGAAUGCCUUUGAGCAGCCUUACCGGCCUCAAUACCAUAGCACCCGCUCUGGAAUAUCCCCCCAGUUCAACACCACAAAUGGACAGGUGAAUCUGCGGCAGGCGACCACCAGCAGUGACUUCCCAGAAUUCCCCCUGGUGAAUGUAAAUGAGAGCAGAACACAGCUGACUUCUACACCUGACACAGCAACUAGCCAGACUUUUGGCUAAUGUCUUUACUUUUCAUCUGUUUUGCUACCAGAUGAAGUAUUGUUACAGUGCAAAUCUUUACAAUUCCAUCUGGCAGCAAAUAAAGUAAAGCAGCAGUCUGUAUUAAUGAUCCUUUUUCCCCAAAGAAAACAAUGUUUAUGUGACAUAUAGUAAUGAAUUUCACUGUACACUUAAUUUCCUCUCUGUGCAGGCGCACAAGAGUAGUAAGCAUUAUAACCAGAGACUACAACAUUAAUUAUGGUUCAUGUUCCUGCUAUGUAUAACUGAUAGCUGAGUUUUUCUCUUAGUGUCUCCAGUACCAAUAGCUGUAAACUCUGUAUUCAUGAACUUUGAAAUUUCUACAAACAAAAUGAACAGGGAUGCAAUUUUUUUCUUUAGCUUUGGGUACACAUUUGGGAGAAUUAUAUUUAGCUACUGGAAAUGUACAGAGAGAUUCAGAAAACUCAGUAGUCUGCACCGUGGGGUUGGUGUAAAUUUCAAGCUGUCCUUAGAGAGUGUGCACAGUUUUGGUUACAUUAUUGCAGAGGUAUUAUUCCUCUUUGUAUGGCAAUUAUCAAGCAAGUGUACAGCGUUAUAUAUAAUGGCAUAUUGCUGGCCCUCCAUAUACUUUUCAUGACCAUUUUCACGUUUGGUGCAGGCUGCUGCUUUAACUACUAAUAGUCUGUCUUGGACAAAAUAGAAAAAAUCAUAAUGAAAUUAAGGCACUUUAGAAGAAAUCUGCUUAGAGUGGAUGCAGCAUGAAAGAAAUGUUUAUUUUCUAUUUUUUUAAUAACUCAUUCAUAGCAACAGUGAGUUUGCAAAAAUAGUGAGAGUCCUGCCAGGCUUCUAAAUGAGGUCAUGGUGUGCCCUGGGAAAUUAUUUAUCUCGUAAGGAUAACAUUACUAAACACCUUUUUAAAGCCUAUGGGUCAAGCUACACACUGUACAAGACUUUAUAGUACAGCUUUGCAAUGUGUUGCUAUCCCCUCUGGCACUGGAGUCAUUUAUAUUUAGCCCCCACAAUGGUCUUUAUAAAUGUUAGCUUUUCAUUGUUUUGUAGUUUGCCCUAUAUAUCCAAUGCCCCAGCUUCCCUUUCUUAGCUACUGCUGCUUUUAUUACUGUAUUUUCUCCCUAGAGGGCUUGUUCCCGCAAAACUGACUUUGAGAAUCUUCUGAAGGCACUUACUCUCUCAAAGAUAGUAUUAGUUUGAUACCUUUUGUGUGUAAUUGUUUUCCUGUGCAUAUUCUUUGGAUACUGUGCUGUCUGUGUAUACAUAUAAUAAUAAUAAUAAAAAUAUAUACAAAGUAUAUAUUGAAAUAUAUAUAUAUAUAUAUAUAUAUAUAUAUAUACAUACAUAUGCACACAGUAUACAUAUAAGUAUGUAUGAACACAUAUAAUUGUGUUACUAUUCAGCAAGUUCAAUUCUGAACCAGUCUUCGAUGACUGAUUAAUAAUGAUAAAGGAUAGUAAUUUGUUACAUAUCUGAUAAUUAUGUAGAAUUUGUUUGCAGUUACUGAGAUAAUUUGUUAACUGCAGCUCUUUUCAUUUCUAGGUGACUUUUUCAGUAGGUCUGAUCUUUUGAUGCACAAAAAAGGAAAAUGUUACAUAAAAUCUCUAUUUUUUGUGUGUGAUUACACUGGUUUUAACUUUCAAUGCUGAAGCAAUGCAUUGCAUGUUCUUUUAAACUCAAAUCUAAUACCAGGAUUUUGGUUUUUAUUAUAGCACUUAGCGAAUUUUGGAAUAUUUUCCAAAUACAAAAUUUUAAAAAAAAUUGUGUGUUCCGAAAUGUUUAACCUAGCAAAAAACAUAUUUUUAAAAAUUGCCCACUACUGAAAUGUAUUAAAUUUGCAAGCUUAUACUGCACUUUUACAGAAUACUUGUAGCCACCAUGGGACAAAUUUUCUCUAGCUUCCAUGCAUGUGUGUUUGCUGCUUGUGUUAAUUUUAGACAGAACAUUGUUUCUAUGAAACUGCUUUAGAGUCCAUAUAUUACACUUCCUCCAUGUGUACUGUAAAUUAGACUUUAUUUGAAUUUGAAAUUUGUUCUGAGGGGUCAUGCACAUUAUUUAAAACCCAAAAUGUUGAAAAAAACUUGGAUAAUGAAUUAUAUAUUUUAUAAGCCUUUUGAAAGACACAGCUGGCUGAUUAUUAAAGUGACGGUAAACGCUCCCUUUUAUAAAAACAGACCUGGAAUGUUAGUAAUAUUUUAGAUAGAUUUUAAUUCAUCCGUUGUAAUGAAGAUGCGCUAUAACUUUUUAAUAUAGCACUGAAAUUCAAAUCCCCCCGCACUCUCGCUGCCUUGUUCAAAGUAACAUUUCCUGUUCUCCAAUCAGCGCUCGAGCUACAAAAAAGUGCCUAAAGGCGAGAGCACUGAUUGGAGAACAGUUCAUACAUUAGCUCACAAAAAAUAUGACUUUUGAAAUGGGUGUCCAGAGCACAGGGUAUUUGAAUUUCAGCACAACUUUAAAAUGAAUUAAACUUCAUCUAAAAUAUUAGUAACAUUCUGGAUCUGUUUUUUUUUUGAAGGGGAGAGUUUACCAUCACUUAACCUUUAGUCUUCUGGAGCCCAGGUAUUCAGAACUACUAUGCCUCAAGAGAAGCUACAGCGGUGAAUAAGUGGGAAUUGCACUGCUUGCCUUAGUAUAAAUGGCACAUUUCUGACAAAACAUGUCAGCUUAUCAGAAGUUUGCAGUGAUACUUGUCGUUUUGUUCUCCUGAUUAAAGGGAUAUUGUACACUAGAUUUUUCUUUGCAUAAAUGUUUUGUAGAUGAUCCAUUUAUGUAAUCCACCUGGGAGUGUUUUUAUAACAGUGUAUAGUUUUGCUUGUUUUUUUUAUAACAUUGUGAUGAUUUUCAGACUCCUUAAAAAGCCCCACAGUGUCAGAUGUAUACAUGCGUUUAAAGACUCCUGCUGGCUCCUGUUUGUGUUAUGUCUUUUCAUAUGCGGGGGGGGGGGUCUGCUCUUCUUGUUUUCUCAGCCCCUUUCACUGGGUGUCCCAGUCCUCAUUAACAGUGCUAAACUGGGAGUUUCUAAGUAGCAGUUAUAUACAGUUAUAUGAAAAUUGGUGUACACUGUCCCUUUAAAUGUUUGUUUAAAUUUUUUUUAUGGCUUCAGAUUCAUACCAUCCAAUUUUUUCAAAACUUUUCCUUUUUCUCUGAAUUACUGCUUUUGUUGUGUUUUUAUGUCACUUCACAGUAGAGUUAGCAAAUGUAUUAUCAGUGUUUUAGAAAUUUACAUGUCCAGAUUUAUAUUUUUAGUUGUCCUGGCAUUUCAGAUUGCAAUCUGAUCGAUCUUGCAAUGUUUUAGGUGCCUCGGGUAGUGAAGGGGUUACUGUGAAGAGCAUAUUAUAUAGCACUUAAUAAAUAUAUAUAUAUAUAUAUAUAUAUAUAUAUAAAAUCACUUAAAGUGACAUGAAACCAAGAAUAUUUCUUUGACGAUUCAGAUACAAUAUACAAUUUUAAACAACAUUGCAAUUUACUUCUAUUAAUUUGCUUAAUUCUUUAGAUAUCAUUUGUUAAAGAAAUAACAAUGCACACGGGUGAGCCAAUCACACAAGGCAUCUAUGUGCAGCCACUAAUCAGCAGCUACUUAGCCUAUUUAGAUAUGAUUUCAACAAAGUAUUUCAAGAGAAUUAAGCAAUUAGAUAAUAGAAGUAAAUUGGAAAGGUGUUUAAAAUUGCAUGAUCUUUCUAAAUCUUGAAAGAAAAAAAUUUAAGUUUUAUAUCUAUUGUAAUGUCUUUAUGGGUGGGCGGGGUGUCCAUUCAAAUUGUAGUGGCAAAGCCAUGAAAUUGUAUUUUUCUCUAAAUAAUACAGAAGUUUGCACAUUCAGAGCCGCCUUGUCAAUGAGCACUUAGUAUGUAACAUGCUGCUGGGUUUAAAGUUUUAACGCAUUACCGGCUGCAUAGUGAAUAGAUUGUGUAGUCCUUGUUGCUACAAAAGUGAGCUGCAUUUAUGUUUUUUCCCAAAAUGAACACCACAGACAUUCCUGCAUCUCGCAGCAGCUACUCUGAUUCAUUGUAAUUUCUCAGCUCGGUAAUGCUUUUUUAGUGUUUUUAAUUUGUUUGUCGCUUAUUAUACCUAUCUUGUAGAUAUAUAGUCUUCAGACUGAGAAGGGUUCUACUGACCUGAAGCUUGGUGUGCUGACACUAUUAUUUGUAUUUAGUUGUUUUAUUUAAUCAUCCAAAUAAAUAAUUCACAAUUUCUAGCGUUUUUUUUGUUUUUGUUUUUUUUUGCCUUUUGAAGUAAUUAACCAAAAAUCAGCCUCGCUUUUAGUCUUGAUGGUCCUGGUAUAUUACUGUAAAAAAAAAUGGAAUAUGGUUAAUUUGUUCCUGAUUUCAGAGCUGCUAUCUUUAUACAGUCCCCAUAUUUGUGUUGUGUGGAGGAAUGAAUGAAUGAAGUUUUGUUUCGAUAAUAGGGGAUACAUGAUGAAAUGGUCAACAGUAAUAACUUAAUUGCUUCAUAAGAGCAAGAAUAUUAAUAAUUUGUAUCCAAAAUUAUGUAUUUUUUCCCCCAGCAUAUUUUUGCACAUGGCAGAUCAGUUUAUAAAAAUAUUUGUUCUGUGACACCUUCCUGCUACAUGUGCAAAUGGAACCUGAUGAUUUAUUAGCUCAGAAGCAUAACACGGUAAAUGAAGGUCAGGAUUCCUCAUCACCAGUUCUCAGGAACUACCACUAAGUACUAUGUGUAUGGAAUACAAUAAGGUAAUCAAUAGCUUCACUACAGUAGCUUUUUUUUUUUUUUAGAUUUCCCUUCAGUGUUCUACAUGAUCCUGUCCUUCUACUUGAUAUAUUCUCUUCUACACAUCUGUCAGGGAUCUUCAGUAAACUUGUAUAACAUGCAUUAAACCCAAAGAGUUGAGAAUGACAUACAGAAGGUCAACCACUCCAUUCUAGACACACACCUCAGCAAACUCUUACGCAGAGUUGCAAACUAAUAAUACAGUUGAGUAAGAAAGCUAAAUAUGGGUCUUUUUGACAAGCCUUUGCAAAGUUAAAACAUACACUACUUUAAUUUUUAUAUCAUUCAUAUGAAAGCAUAUAAUCAUGGUGCAUUUUUCACAUGAAAGAAUGUGAAGCUAAAUCUGUAAAGAUGUUUAAGAAUGGCUUGGAUAAGUAUAAGGCUAUUGUAUAUAAUCUAGAAAUAUAAACUUAUUUUUCCUCAAUGUCUUAUGUUUGUAAAUGAAACUUAAAACUAAUACAGCUGUAUAAUUUGUGUAUUUCUUGCUAAGGUUUAUUGGCUUCAUUAUUAUGUUUUCAGGCAAGAAGAAGAAGAAAAAAAUCCCCAUGAUUGAAUUUGAAGUAGGGUGUACCUAUAACUUUCCAGAGUGUGUCUAGAAUGGAGAGUGAAAACAAUUUGAGUACAUUGUUUCCUUUAGCAACACUUGUUCUGUUUUAUUACAUGAAUGGACUGACUGUCAUAGUAUAACAGUAAGAAGGAAAAUCCCCUUUUUUUGUUACAUCAGUUUGUAAGUAUUUCUCUAGAGUAGUUUUUGUGUGUAUGUAGUGUAUUUCUAAACAUCGUUUGUUUACAGUGUGCAGCUUGAGUACCUUUUGUAUGGUUUGAAUGUAGUUUUCCCCUUGCAGUCUUUGUAUGCAGGCCAGAUCAAUGUAUUAUGUCAUCAGUGGGCGGAGCUUGGUGGCCAGAAACUAUAUUCUUUUUAAAAUAUUUUUUUUACCGUUCCUACUGCAUGAUAUAGAAAGGGAUGCAGGAGGCUAUUUGCAGCUUAGUCUAAGGUAAGACUUUAAGAUUCCCCUUUAAAGGCUAGUUAGCUAAAGGUUAACUACAUUAUGUUUUAAAUCAGUAGCUGCCACAGAGCUGAUAAAAUACAGGUUGUGGCCUAGCAAAAAAGCUAGUUAGUAUAUAGAGCUUCAAUUGCUUUUUUUGGGGGGGAGGGUUGAACUCAUAGUUCACAAAGUAAUGCUGCUUUCAGUAAACAACUGCACAUUCAGCUCUAAACAGGCAUUCUUCAAGUGGAAUAAAAUAACAAAUAAAACAUGUUUAUUUUUCUAUGCGAUACCACAUGUUGUCUAUACAGUGUAUUAUACAGUGUGGAUGUGGUGCUUAAUGUUUAUUUCUGCACAACAUUUUUGACAAUCGCGGCCUGUCCGCCUGCCUUUCUGCUCUUGAAACAAGUUGCAUUCCAUGUGUUUAAAUUGUUCAUGUACAUGCUGCCUUGCUCAGUUGUGAUUCUUUUACAGCUUCUUUGAAACUAGAACUUUUCUGUAAAUAAAUGCGCAAAUAAAAGAAUCUUCUUAGUGUUGUAUUGGAUAUAAGCAAUAAUCUUUAUCCAGUAUUCUCAUGGUGCAGUUACAGGUCGUAUUCCUGCACCCCAUCACAUGGCGUAAGAGUAGCAAUUGCACACUCAUAGAUUUUCUUGCUUUUUGUUCAUUAACUUCUAGUUGUAAAAUUAGUCUGAAAUGUUGUUUUAGGCAGAACAUUUUAAGUAAAUGCUUUAAUUACUGUUUUAGAAAAAAGUCCUGAGCCAUACAUGGAAUCCCUGGCCCAGCCUAGUACGAAGCUUAAAGUAUUGGUAUCUGAUUUGUUGCAGUGGUUAUAGAAAGGCAGCCCUGGAAUAUCCUUCACAUUUCUACAUCUACAUUCUCACCUUAUGUUGCACAAUAAAAUCAUUUUUCAAGGAA
Molecule: messenger RNA, 9138 nt
Organism: Bombina bombina (fire-bellied toad)
Lineage: Eukaryota; Metazoa; Chordata; Amphibia; Anura; Bombinatoridae
Gene: ZNF148
Product: zinc finger protein 148
Exons: 7
Coding region: 149-2524 (791 amino acids)
Biological process (GO): regulation of transcription by RNA polymerase II
Cellular component (GO): nucleus
Molecular function (GO): RNA polymerase II cis-regulatory region sequence-specific DNA binding; DNA-binding transcription factor activity, RNA polymerase II-specific
Source: RefSeq, a predicted model, not a curated record